AUGGCGGGGCUCCGACGCCCGCAGCCGGGCUGCUACUGCCGCACCGCCGCGGCCGUGAACCUCCUUCUGGGCGUUUUCCAGGUCCUUCUGCCCUGCUGUCGCCCGGGAGGGGCUCAGGGACAAGCGAUUGAGCCCUUGCCCAAUGUGGUGGAGCUGUGGCAGGCUGAAGAAGGGGAACUCUUGCUGCCCACUCAGGGUGAUUCUGAAGAAGAUAUGGAGGAGCAGUCUCAAGAACAAAGCUUCUCAGACAAAUUAUUUAGUGGAAAAGGCUUGCAUUUUCAGCCAUCAGUCCUAGAUUUUGGAAUUCAGUUCCUGGGACAUCCAGCAGCAAAGAUGCUCUAUGCUUACAACCCUAGUAGGGAUAGCGAGGUUGUGGUGAAUUCAGUGUUUACAACUUCUAGACAUUUUCAUGUGCCUCCUGUUCAUUGCAGGGUCAUUCCAGCAAUGGGAAAAACUUCUUUCAGAAUUAUUUUCUUACCUACUGAAGAAGGAAGCAUUGAAAGUUCUUUAUUUAUUAAUACCUCUUCAUUAGGAGUCCUUUCCUAUCAUGUAUCUGGAAUUGGCACUCGCAGAAUCUCUUUGGAAGAGUCUGCAAAGCCACUCCCCAACGCUUACUUUCUGCUUCCACAGGUUCAGAGCAUUCAGCUUUCACAAACACAGGCAGAAACCACUAAUGCUAGCCUCUUACAGGUGCAACUGGAGUGCAGUUUACAUAAUAAAGUGUGUCAACAAUUAAAGAGUUGUUACCUGGAAUCUGAUGAUGUUUUGCGGCUACAAAUGAGCAUAAUUGUAACAAUGGACAGUACCUCAAAAGAAUUCGAAGAGAACACACAAGAUCUGUUAGAUCAUCUCUCUAUUGUUUGUGUAGCAACAGAUAAAUCUGAGACGUCAGAUGAUUCUACAGUGAAUAUGUACGUAUUACAUUCAGGAAGCAGCCUUCUAUGGAUACAGGAUGUACAUCAUUUCUCACAGAGAGAUGCUCUGUCUCUGAAGUUUGAGCCAGUUCUACUACCUACUUCUACAACAAACUUUACAAAAAUUGCCUCUUUUACUUGCAAAGCUACAUCAUGUGACAGUGAAAUUAAUUAUCUAGAAGAUGUAAAGAAAACAAAACACACUCCAAUGCUAAAAACAUGCCUGUCCUCACCUGUGGUUCAAGGGUAUUUUAGAAUGGACUCUGCCGCAGCUCAGUUUCACAUAGAGACUCAUGAGAACACAUCAGGCGUCUGGUCAAUGUGGUUUCUCAAUCAUUUUGACCAUAGUAUUGUGUUAAAUGGUGUGUUUGUUUCCAAGGAGACCAAACACCUUUUAAAGAUUCUGAAUUUCACUGGCCCUUUAUUUCUACCUCCAGGCUGUUGGAAUAUAUUGUCUUUGAAACUUGCUGUUAAAGACAUUGCCGUAAAUAUAUUCACCCAUGUAUUUUUCACUACAAACAUAGGUGCCAUUUUUGCAAUACCUCUACAGAUAUACUCGGCACCGACCAAGGAAGGGAGUCUGGGUUUUGAAGUGAUAGCACAUUGUGGCAUGCAUUAUUUCAUGGGAAAGUCAAAAACAGAAAUCCCUAAUUGGCAAAGGAGCCUUUCUCUUGAUCGAUCUACGUGGGAUGCGGAUUUCGAACUGGCAAAUAAAUUGUAUGAAAGAUGGAAGAAAUUAAAAAACGGUGAUGUUUGCAAGAGAAAUGUUUUAGGAGUGACUCGGUAUGCUCACUUGAAGAAAUCCAAGGGGUCAGAAUCCUUUGCUCUUUUUUUGCCUCGUUUGAAUACAGAGCCGGGUCUUGUAUUAAACUUCAGCGCAACUGCCCUAAGGAACAGUGUGGUGAAGUAUUUUGUGGUGAAGAACCCUUCUUCUUUGCCCGUCUCCCUGCAGCUCCUCCCUAUCUCCUUAUAUCCUCAACCCGAAGCUGCUCUGCACCUGCUCCACAAAUGGUUUGGCAUCGAUACGCAGAUGAUUAAUUUAACAACUGGUGAAUUCCAGCUCACCAAAGCUUGCCCUUACCGGGGAAUGCAUUCUGAAGAGUCCAGGUUUGGCAUCCUCUACUUAGAUUUGCAGCCUUUAGAGAAGAAAAGAGUUGGUGUGGUUUUCACACCGGCUGACUAUGGCAAAGUGACCUCACUUAUCCUCAUCAGGAAUAACUUGACUGUUAUUGACAUGAUUGGUGUGGAAGGAUUUGGAGCAAGAGAGUUACUUAAAGUGGGAGGAAGACUUCCCGGGGCAGGAGGUUCACUCCGAUUUAAGGUGCCAGAAUCCACGCUUAUGGACUGCCGUCGACAACUGAAAGACAGCAAGCAAAUUUUAUCAAUUACAAAGAGUUUUAAAGUUGAGAACAUUGGACCUCUUCCUGUAAGUGUGACAUCUCUGAAAAUUAAUGGGUAUAACUGCCAAGGUUAUGGAUUUGAAGUGCUAGAUUGUCAUCAGUUUUCCCUGGAUCCAAACACAUCCCGGGACAUCAGCAUUGUGUUUACUCCAGACUUCACCUCUUCCUGGGUCAUUCGUGAGCUGACACUUGUAACUGCCGCAGACCUGGAAUUUCACUUCACUCUCAAUGUGACCCUCCCUCAUCACCUGUUGCCUUUGUGUGCUGAUGUGGUUCCAGGACCCAGCUGGGAAGAGUCAUUUUGGAGGCUCACAGUGCUGUUUGUCAGUUUGUCCUUGUUGGGUCUGAUUUUAAUAGCCUUCCAACAAGCACAAUACAUUCUGAUGGAAUUCAUGAAAACAAGACAGAGGCAAAGUUCUAGCCCUUCUUCACAGCAAAACAACAGCUCGUUGGAUGUCAUCAGUCCCCAUUCGCACAAAAGCAAUUGCAAGAACUUUCUCGAUGCCUAUGGUCCCUCUGAUAAAGGCAGAGGUAGAAGCUGCCUUCCAGUAAACACUGCUCAAAGCAGGAUCCAGAAUGCUGCAAAGAGGAGCCCAGCAACCUAUGGCCAUUCUCAGAAAAAGCAUAAAUGUUCAGUGUAUUACAGCAAACACAAAACCAGCGCUUCUCUCAGCAGCAGUGGCAGCUCACCUACUGAGGAGAAACAGACUACGACUCUGGGCAGCUCCCUGUCUGCUCUGAAAGAGGACGUUUGCACCGACGUGAUGGGUGAGAACUGGAUAAACCUCAAAUACGCAAGUGGCAUCAAUGUCAACCUGCAAAAGAAUUUAGCCCUUCCCAAAAACUUUCUAAGUAAAGAAGAAAACACACUGAAAAACACAAUUGUUAUCAAUAAUAAUACUUCUUCAGAAUGCAAUAUGAAGGAGAGAAUACAGACAUGUAUGUUUCCUAAGGAAACUGAUAUUAAAACUUCAGAAACAAUAACUGAGCUCAAGGAGCGUGACCUCUGUCCUUUGAAGACCUCUAAGAAACUACCUGAAAAUCAUUUGCCAAGAAAUUCACCUCUGUACCAGUCAGACUUGCCAGAAAUUUCCAGGAAAAAUAAUGGGAGUAACCAGCAAGUGCCUGUCAAGAAUGAAGCAGACCAUUGUGAGACUUUGAAAAAGCAGAGUGACAUAAAGGCUUCCUCAGAGAAGAGGUCUCACAAAGCAUCUAAAGAAGACAUAAGUCCUGAGAAACAGGACGUGCCUUCCACCGAGCAAGAAGAUCCUUAUAGGAAGAAGAAGCUUCAGGAGAAAAAGGAAGGAAAUUUGCAAAAUUUAAAUUGGAAUAAAAAUCGAACAUGUAGAAAGAACAAGAAAAGGGGCAUUACCCAGCUCUCAAGGCCUUCUGAACAGAAUGAAUUAAAGCUUGUGUGCAGAGAACUGGAAAGGUCAGAGCUGAGUAGUGACGUGGAGCUAAGAAACUGGUGUGUACAGGAAAACACUGGGGAGAUUUGUAAAACAGAUGCUGAAAUUGGAAGCGUACCUGCUGCACAGGGAAAGGCAGAGGGUUACUACCGGAAGCCAGAGAAGAAAUGUGUGGAAAAGUUCUGCUCAGAUUCUAGCUCAGACUGUGGCAGCUCCUCUGGGAGCGUGCGUGCCAGCCGGGGCAGCUGGGGGAGCUGGAGUAGCACCAGCAGUUCUGACGGGGACAAGAAGCCCACGGUGGGCCCUCAGCACUUUCUACCCACUGGAGACAGUGUCCCACACAGUGAUUUUCCUUCUGAAACUCCCAUCUCAUUCAGUCUUUCCCACAAUAUCUGCAAUCCCAUAGACGUGAGUUCUCUCGCACAGUAUGCUGAAGCUCCCUGCCCCAGCCUCCCUGACGUACCAUCAGGUGUGGAUGAAGAUAAAGGUCUUUACCCACCUGGAGACCUGUGGCCCACCAAGCCCGUGUGUCUGGCAAACAGCUUAAACUGCAAUCUUGAGAACAGCGUGCCUUGUGUGAUGCGGGAGCCUCCCUCGGUUCAUAAUAGCGGUUUCAUUGACUGGAGCACAACUUUGGAAGGCCAGUUUCCCAAUGUGUACUGCCCAUUGGAGCUGAGCGAUUACAAUGCCUUUCCAGAAGAAAACAUGAAUUUCCCUAAUGGCUUCCCUUGCCCUGCAGACGUUCAGACAGACUUUAUUGAUCACAGCUCUCAGUCUACCUGGAACACCCCAGCCAACAUGCCGACUGCUUGGGGACAAGCCAGUUUCGUUAACUCUCCGCCCUACCUCACAAGCACCCGAAGCUUGUCUCCAAUGUCUGGACUGUUUGGUUCCAUCUGGGCCCCACAAAGCGAUGUCUAUGAAAAUUGCUGCCCCAUCAACUCCACCACAGAACAUGCACCUCACAUGGAAAACCAGGCAGUCAUGUGCAAAGAAUACUACCCAGGCUUUAACCCCUUUCGUGCCUAUAUGAACCUGGACAUAUGGACUACCACAGCAAAUAGGAAUGCCAACUUCCCGCUGUCUAGAGACUCGAGUUACUGUGGGAAUGUGUGA
Messenger RNA from Chrysochloris asiatica (Cape golden mole), 4839 nucleotides. RefSeq names its product KIAA0922 ortholog (gene TMEM131L). Gene Ontology annotation, cellular component: membrane. Bases 1 to 4839 code for a protein of 1612 amino acids. NCBI's taxonomy places the organism in Eukaryota, Metazoa, Chordata, Mammalia, Afrosoricida, Chrysochloridae. The record is from RefSeq and is a predicted model, not a curated record. The transcript is spliced from 35 exons.